Messenger RNA from Entelurus aequoreus (snake pipefish), 2067 nucleotides. RefSeq names its product baculoviral IAP repeat containing 7 (gene birc7). The record is from RefSeq and is a predicted model, not a curated record. The coding region runs from base 103 to 1350 and encodes 415 amino acids. Gene Ontology annotation, cellular component: cytoplasm; nucleus. The transcript has 7 exons. NCBI's taxonomy places the organism in Eukaryota, Metazoa, Chordata, Actinopteri, Syngnathiformes, Syngnathidae. Gene Ontology annotation, biological process: regulation of cell cycle; positive regulation of protein ubiquitination; negative regulation of apoptotic process. Gene Ontology annotation, molecular function: ubiquitin protein ligase activity; cysteine-type endopeptidase inhibitor activity involved in apoptotic process.
AGUUUCCCAUUGGGCUCCACGCAGGCCCCCACAGCACAUCGUAUUAGAAGUAGUGCACUUCACUGGCUUUUAGUGUGUGCUCCACUAUGGACCGUAGAAGGGAUGCCCGGCACUGCAGGAAUACCUUCAUGCUCCGGAAUGACAGAUGACAGAAGCACUAUGUUGUACAUCCUGGAAGAACCUCAGAUGCGCGGAGAAGGCGAGAGGCUUCAAACGUUCCAGACCUGGCCAACAGAUGCUCCUGUCACAUCUGGAGACCUCGCCAAGGCGGGAUUCUUCUUUUUAGGCCAAGGAGACAAAGUCCAGUGUUUCUGCUGCGGUGGGGUUUUAAGAUGUUGGGUACACGGAGACAGUCCCACGGCCGAGCACAAGAGACAUUUCCCCACCUGCAGCUUCAUACUGGGACGAGCUGUGGGGAACAUUCCGCUGCGAGCUGGCUCCUCUGACUCUGUGGACGGGCAACUUUUGAGCCAACUCCAGAGGAUGACUAUGGACGACCAGGGGACGGCAGGACAGGCGGUCUACCCCGAGAUGGAAGCAGAGGAUUCCCGGCUCACAACCUUCCACAACUGGCCCACAGAGGCUUCAGUCCAGCCGGAUCUUCUUGCCAGGGCUGGAUUUUUCUACACAGGUCACGGCGACAACGUCAAGUGCUUCUACUGCGAUGGAGGACUGAGGAACUGGGAGCUGGGAGACGACCCUUGGCAGGAGCACGCCAAGUGGUUCCCACGUUGUGAGUUUUUAAUUCAGUCAAGAGGGCAGGAAUAUAUCAGAAACAUCCAGGAUGCUCAUUUCCAUCUGGGUGAGACUGUGCCUGUGGGUGGCUCACAAAUGUCCACAGGCAGAGAAAUUGGCUCCAGAAAUGAUGUGGUUGGCAGUUUGUCAGCGUCGUCAGCUAUGCUCUCCCCCGUGGUGCAGACGGUGCUCCAGAUGGGUUUUGAAGCCAGCCUGGUAGAGAGUCUAGUCCAGACCAAGUACCUUUUGACAGGCCAACACUACUCUCACGUCUCUGACCUGGUCAGCGAUGUGCUGCAGGCGGAGGAGGAGGACAGGCAGAGAAGACCACAAAGUAGAGAGCACGAUGACGGACAAGGCCCUGGUGCUGGAAUUGUGAGGACCCUAACCCCCCUGAGAGACAAAGCUCCGACUGGGAGGGAGCCCAGCCCAGAGGAGCUCCUGAGGCAGCUGCAGGAGGAGAGGACGUGCAAAGUGUGCAUGGACAAGCUGGUGUCCAUCGUCUUCAUCCCCUGUGGUCACCUGGUGGUGUGUGGCGACUGUGCUGCCAGCCUGCGCCACUGUCCCAUCUGCAGGGCUGUCAUCAGAGGCAGCGUCCGUGCCUUCAUGUCCUGAGAGUGCGGCACGAGAGACUUUGACUUUUCCUCUUGAGGUUUUCCUUUGCAGGUUGCUUAUUGAAUAUUAUCAACACUAAACAUUUCAACGGUUUGCACGGUGAUUGUUAAUGCAGAUUUUUUAUUUUUACACCGAUUUCUACUAAAAGACAGGAGAGCACUGAAAGAGAACUAUGGUUUAUUAAGCACAGCUCCGGAGAAGGAAUACAGUCAGAUCACAUUAGGUAUAAGGAACACUGGGCACAAAAUGGAGGUGAAAAUAGAAAACACUUUUUAUACAAAGAGAGAGAAAUAUCUACAUACAUGUGCCAUGGUUUUCAGUGGCCACCAGCACACAGGACAGUUUUAAACUACAGCAAUUUGUCACAAUUUGGGACGCUACAUUAUAACAAGAUGUAAAACCAUGUACUGUAUUUGGUAACACUUUAGUAUGGGGAACACAUAUUCACCACUAAUUAGUUGCUUAUUAACAUGCAAAUUAAUAACAUAUUGGCUCUUAAUUAGUCAUUAUUAAGUACUUAUUAAUGCCUUAUUCCGCAUGGCUUUAUUAUAUAACCAGUAAGCCAUUAACUAAGAGCCUUCCCUCAAUAACCUCAGAAUUAUUGCUUAUUAGUAACCCUAACCGUAACCCUAAACUCUAUAUGAUCCCCUAGAGUCCAAAUAACUCUAAAUUAAGUCUGUGUUACUUUAAUAAGCAACUAAUUAAUGAUGAAUAGGU